This is a messenger RNA of Brienomyrus brachyistius, 802 nucleotides long. RefSeq lists its product as uncharacterized. The record is from RefSeq and is a predicted model, not a curated record. Lineage: Eukaryota; Metazoa; Chordata; Actinopteri; Osteoglossiformes; Mormyridae. The transcript is spliced from 4 exons. The coding region runs from base 55 to 687 and encodes 210 amino acids.
CCUCUUGGUCCAACGAAUGACGUGAAUUUAAAGGGUGUUUACCACGAAGGUACAAUGACCUGGUACCAUCACCUAACCUUUGUCCGUUUUACUGUGGUGUGCAUAUUUCACACAGCACUCCUGAAGACGCGUUCUGCAAGGUCCACACAAGCGAGGAACACAAUGUUCAGGGUUGCCCUGCUGGUCAGCAUCUCCGCACUCCUCCAUACAGGAAUAGCCAAGCCUUACCCAUCAUGGGCUAAAGUCAUGGAGAGCCAGUUCCAGGAAACACUCAGGUCUAAGGGGCUGAAUCAGAAGGUGGCUUUGGGGAUGAAGAAACUGGAGCCCAUGGAGGAUCAAACCCAGAUAUUUAAAGACCAUGAUCCUGAUAUGUUCUUCAGGGUGGUGAAAAAUGCAGGAGGAAGCCCCAGGAAAUACCACCUGGCUGAGGAGGACCGAGAUGAGCUCUACCACCCCUCUUUGGAGCAGCUAGCUCAGGCUGCCCAUCAGUCAGUUCCUCUGAAACUGGUGGAGGAGCCCAGUUUCCCUAUGUACAAUCACCCAGAGGAAGACCGAGACCUCCUGCACCAUGGUGACCCUCUUUCCUGGAAGCCUCCACUUCAGCCAGAGCCAAAGCAAGAAGAGGAGCCCAGGCCCAAGAUCUACACCCACCCAGAAGAGGACCGAGACCACCUGUACCACCCAUAGGCAGGGGAAGGCCUCGCAAGGCAAAGGGAAUCUCACUCACAUGUAUCAAUAAGGGGAGAACAGAUGACUUCUAAGUGCAUGUUUAUCUAAUGGAAGAGUGUGCAACUAUGCAAAU